GUGCUGGUUAAUUAGGCCGAGGUGAAAGGUGUAAACAUGUGCAAAAUGCGCGUGGAUCAGAACCAUACUAUUGUUAACACGAAGAAGAAGAAGAAGAAAAAUGGGUCAAUUAGAUCCAUUUUCAUGCAUGCUGAUAGCCUAGAUUGGUUUUUAAUGGUUUUGGGUGUCUUUGGAGCCAUGGGUGAUGGCUUCACCACCCCUAUCUCGGUGUACAUCAUGAGCGGAAUCGUGAACAAUGUUGGUGGUGUUUUAAAAAUGACACCAAGUACUUUCAUCCACAACGUCAAUAAGUAUUCACUGGCGUUGACAUACUUGGCUUGUGCAUCCUUUUUUGCUUCCUUCCUCGAGGGUUAUUGUUGGACAAGAACAGGUGAAAGACAAGUUGCAAGAAUGAAAGUUAAGUAUUUAAAAGCAGUGCUCAGACAAGAUAUAACAUACUUUGAUUUGCAUGUCACAAGCACGUCCGAGGUUCUCACAUGUGUCUCUAGUGAUAGUUUCGUCAUUCAAGAUGUUCUCAGUGAAAAGGUUCCAAAUUUUUUGAUGAACUUCUUUAGGUUCCUUGGAAGCUACAUAGUGGCUUUUGCUUUGUUUUGGAGAUUGGCCAUUGUGGGGUUCCCUUUUGUGGUUCUUCUUGUGAUCCCUGGUUUGAUUUACGGGAAAACUAUGAUAAGGUUGGCUAGAAAGAUCAGAGAAGAGAGUAACAAGGCUGGUACAAUAGCAGAACAAGCAAUAUCUUCCAUCAGAACUGUUUAUUCCUUCGUGGGGGAAAGCAAGACCAUAAAUGCUUUCUCUGAUGCUCUACAAGGCUCUGUUAAGUUGGGGCUGAGACAAGGCUUAGCUAAAGGUUUAGCCAUUGGAAGCAAAGGUGCUGUGUUUGCUAUAUGGUCUUUCAUGUGCUAUUAUGGAAGUAGAUUGGUCAUGUACCAUGGUGCUAAAGGAGGGACUGUAUUCGCAGUUGGAUCAGUCAUAUGUAUUGGUGGAUCGGCAUUAGGUGCUAGUUUAUCUGAGUUGAAGUACUUCACAGAAGCAUGCGCUGCUGGGGAACGCAUAAUGGAAAUUAUAAAAAGAGUUCCCAAUAUUGAUUCCGAAAAUAUGGCUGGGGAGAUUCUAGAGAGGGUCUCAGGAGAAGUGGAAUUUGAUAAUGUGAAAUUUGUGUAUCCAUCAAGGCCAGACAGUGUUAUUCUGAAUGAUUUCUGCCUAAAGAUUCCAGCAGGGAACACAGUGGCAUUGGUUGGAGGAAGUGGGUCAGGAAAGUCCACUCUGAUUUCACUUUUGCAAAGAUUUUAUGACCCAAUUGAGGGAGAGAUACGUCUUGAUGGUGUGGCUAUUAAUAGGUUGCAACUCAAGUGGUUUAGGUCUCAAAUGGGUUUGGUUAGCCAAGAGCCUACUCUUUUUGCAACUAGCAUUAAGGAGAAUAUACUUUUUGGAAAAGAAGAUGCCAAUGAGGAAGACAUUGUUGAGGCUGCCAAAGCUGCCAAUGCUCACGAUUUCAUUUCGCAGUUGCCACAAGGAUACAAUACCCGGGUUGGAGAGAAAGGAGUUCAAAUAUCAGGGGGGCAAAAACAGAGGAUUGCUAUUGCACGAGCAAUAAUAAAAAAACCCCAAAUCCUUCUUCUAGAUGAGGCAACAAGUGCACUAGACUCCGAAUCAGAACGCAAAGUGCAAGAAGCUCUUGAUAAAAUUGUUCUGGAUCGAACUACCAUUGUCGUAGCUCAUCGCUUAUCCACAAUAAGAGAUGCACAUGUCAUUAUUGUUUUGGAGAAUGGGAAGAUCAUAGAGAUGGGUUCUCAUGGUGAGCUCACACAAAUUGACAAUGGGCUUUACACAUCUCUUGUUCAUUUCCAACAAGUUGAGAAAUCCAAAAAUGACACACUCUUUCACCCUUCUAUUUUAAAUGAAGACAUGCAAAACACAAGUAGUGAUAUUGUAAUUAGUCAUUCUAUUUCUACAAACGCAAUGGCUCAAUUUUCUCUUGUUGAUGAAGAUAAUGCCAAAAUAGCCAAAGAUGAUCAAAAGCUCUCACCUCCUUCAUUUUGGAAAUUGUUAGCAUUGAAUCUGCCUGAGUGGAAACAAGCAUGUUUGGGGUGUUUGAAUGCAACGUUAUUUGGUGCAAUUGAGCCAUUGUAUGCAUUUGCAAUGGGCUCCAUGAUAUCAAUUUUUUUCCUCACAGAUCAUGAUGAGAUUAAAAAGAAAGUUGUUAUCUAUUGUUUAUUUUUUAUGGGAUUGGCUGUGUUUUCAUUGGUUGUUAAUAUCAUCCAACAUUAUAGUUUUGCUUACAUGGGAGAAUACUUGAGCAAAAGGGUGAAAGAAAGCAUGCUUUCCAAGAUACUCAAUUUUGAAGUUGCAUGGUUCGAUCAGGACAAAAAUUCCACCGGUGUGAUUUGCUCUAGACUAACUAAAGAAGCCAAUAUAGUUAGGUCUUUAGUGGGAGAUAGAAUGGCUCUGUUGGUACAAACUAUUUCAGCAGUGGUGAUAGCAUGCACAAUGGGCCUAAUCAUUGCAUGGAGAUUUGCCAUUAUAUUGAUUGUUGUUCAACCUAUUGGCAUUGCAAGUUUCUACACAAGACUUGUACUCCUCAAGGGUAUGUCUAAAAAGGCUAUCAAAGCCCAAGAUGAAACUAGCAAAAUAGCUAUUGAAGCUAUUUCUAACCUUCGAACCAUCACUGCCUUUUCCUCACAAGACCAGGUCAUAAAAAUGUUAAAAAAGGCUCAAGAAGGCCCAAUCCGUGAAAAUAUUAGACAAUCAUGGUUUGCAGGCAUUGGGCUUGGAUGUGCUCGAAGCCUUACAACUUUCACUCGGGCUUUAGAAUAUUGGUAUGGUGGAAAGCUUGUUUUCGAUGGCUAUAUUACUUCAAAACAAUUAUUUCAAACAUGCUUAAUAUUGGCAAAUACAGGUAGGGUCAUAGCAGAUGCUAGUAGCCUUACUAGUGACGUUGCAAAAGGGGCAGAUGCCAUUGGCCUAGUUUUCUCAAUCUUAAACAGAAACACAAAAAUAGAUUCUGAUGAAAUGACUGCAUACAUGCCCCAAAAGUUAAUAGGCCAUAUAGAAUUUCAAGAUGUCUAUUUUGCAUACCCAUCAAGACCCAAUGUGAUGAUUUUCCAAGAAUUCUCAAUCAAAAUUGAUGCAGGUAUAUCCACAGCAGUGGUAGGACAAAGUGGGUCUGGCAAAUCAACUAUAAUGGGCUUAAUAGAGAGGUUUUAUGACCCACUUAAAGGGAUAGUAAUGAUAGAUGGAAGAGACAUAAGGUCAUAUCACCUUAGGUCACUAAGGAACUACAUUUCACUUGUGAGCCAAGAGCCAACACUUUUUAAUGGGACCAUAAGGGAAAACAUUGCAUAUGGAGCAUUUGAUAUGACUAAUGAAGUUGAGAUCAUUGAAGCAGCCAGAAUAGCUAAUGCUCAUGACUUUAUUGCAGGCAUGAAGGACGGUUAUGACACAUGGUGUGGAGAUAGGGGAGUUCAAUUAUCUGGGGGGCAAAAGCAGAGGAUUGCAAUAGCUAGGGCUGUGCUAAAAAACCCAAAAGUGUUGCUUUUGGAUGAGGCUACUAGUGCACUUGAUAGUCAAUCAGAGAAGGUGGUUCAAGAUGCUUUGGAACGAGUGAUGGUAGGAAGGACGAGUGUGGUGGUGGCUCAUAGGUUGAGCACUAUAAAGAAUUGUAAUCGAAUUGUUGUGUUGAACAAAGGGAGGGUGGUAGAAGAAGGGACCCAUUUGUGUUUGUUGUCUAAAGGACCAAGUGGAGUUUACUACUCUAUGGUGAGUCUUCAAAGAAGUGCAACAACCACUAGUGCUAUUGAUAAUGAAUUUUCCAUUAACUAAAUAAACCAAACCAAUGUUGAGAUUAUUAUUUGACCACCUUUUGAUUUUGUAAGAAAAAUAAAGAGAUGAAUACAAAGAUGAUGUUCCAUAACUUAGUUUUAACUUGUAAGUUGUGUGUUAUCUUUCCUACCAUAAAAGUAAUAAAGUUACAUAUUCAUAUCA
Molecule: messenger RNA, 3978 nt
Organism: Glycine soja
Lineage: Eukaryota; Viridiplantae; Streptophyta; Magnoliopsida; Fabales; Fabaceae
Product: ABC transporter B family member 15-like
Exons: 7
Coding region: 37-3816 (1259 amino acids)
Biological process (GO): transmembrane transport
Cellular component (GO): membrane
Molecular function (GO): ATP hydrolysis activity; ATP binding; ABC-type transporter activity
Source: RefSeq, a predicted model, not a curated record